AUGGCUGAACGUCCUUGCUUCUGCGUCUUGCUCAUUUUUCUUGGUGAGUUGAUCUUGUUAUGGAAAUUCCUUCCCCCUACAGGAGUGGUCAAAUACCAUCUUCACAAACCCCAUCUCGUGGAAUUCAGUGUUUCAAAAGACAACAUUCUUCGUUACAAUUUCACGUUCCACAUCACUUUUGAGAAACCUAACAAGCGGGUUAGUGUUUACUACGAUCAGAUCGAAGCUGAAACUUAUUAUCAUGGCGUAACGUUGGGGAAUGCAACCUUCGGACCUUUCUACCAAGGCGAUACAGACACCGAUCUCCAUGCCGUUCUCCAUGGCAACUCAACUGAUCAACUGGGCCAGAGUUCCAUAAUUGAAGAGUUCAACAGGGAAGAGAAAGAAGGGACUUUGACAGUUGUUGUUAAGCUCUACAUCUGGAAUAGGUUGCUGACGUCGUGUUUCACCAUAGGUCCCAUGGAGGUGGAAAAAAUAAACAACCAGAAGCUCUUCCACCAGAUGAAGAGGAAGAAACGCGUGGCAAAGAAGGCGCGCAUUGGGUCCCCGCAAUCUUCAGCCAAGCCUCGACUUCCGUAG
Nelumbo nucifera (sacred lotus) is the source of this 579-nucleotide messenger RNA. RefSeq names its product NDR1/HIN1-like protein 10. Gene Ontology annotation, cellular component: plasma membrane; plasmodesma. NCBI's taxonomy places the organism in Eukaryota, Viridiplantae, Streptophyta, Magnoliopsida, Proteales, Nelumbonaceae. Gene Ontology annotation, biological process: defense response to other organism. The record is from RefSeq and is a predicted model, not a curated record.